UUCAGUAGCAAGCGAGCGCUCAGCGUGUGAACACGUUGUCUCUGGCAGCAGCAGUAGAACCAGUGGUAGAACAGUCAUAGCAUAGUGUUAGUCACUGUUUACAUGUGAACGGUCGCAGUCACUGUGAAGCGUCGCCGAAGUUUAGACUGAACAAAGUGAACGAAGUCUGGCAGUACCAAAAAAAAAGAAGAAGAAGAAGAACAAGUACAAAGAGUGUGAAGAGAGAUAGAGGGAAAGAGACAUAGAGAGAUAGAGGGAGGGAGAUGGUAGCCAACAUAUAUGUAUGUAUGUAUGAAUGGCAUGUGAAAUGACUUUAUUUGUGUCAACAAAACUCGAAAACGAAACUCGAAAACAAAACCAAGAUAAACAGCAUUUUAUUCGCAUUGUUGAUCAACAGCAGCCACAGCGCCAGCAGCAACAAACAGCCAAAGAAACAACAACGGCAACAGCAGCUGGCAAACAACAUUGAACAACAAUUGACAUCACGCAUACGCCGCGUUUGACGCCGCAACAAAUUUGUGCGCUGCAAAACGCAGCAAUUUUUGUGUGUUAAUUGGUCGUGGCGAAUGGUGUCUGACUAUUUGCGAAUAAAGUUGCAGCACGGCAGCAGAAGCAGAAGCAGCAGCAUCAGCAGCAAGUGAAGUGAAACGGCCAAGAAUAAUACAGUAGCAACAGCAGCAGCUGACACAAGCUACAACAGCAGCAACAGCAGCAGCAGCAACAGCAACUUGCAGCGAGCCAAAUUGUUGCAUACUUUGGCAGUUACAACGAGCUCACGCACACACACUUACGGCAGCAACAUGCCGUUGUUGUCGCUGGCAACAGCAGCAACACGCAGCAGAGCCAGCAGAACAUGCCAUGUUGCCAACACAUUUCAAUUGCUGGCAAUUGCGUUUUAUUGUUGCUGUCAAUUGGAGCUGCUGUUGGUGCACGGACAGCAGCAACAGCAGCAGCAGCCGGCGAUUCCUGGCGGCCAGCAACAGCUAAAGUAUCAGCAAUUGCAGUAUCAAAUGCAGCAGCAAUAUGAAUACCAACAGCAGCAACACUUUCAGCAGCAGUUCCAGCAACAGCAACAACAGCAGCAGCAGCAGCAGCAACAGCAACAACAGCAACAGCAAUUAGUGUUGCCAACAGUUGGGCAAAUGUUACCGGAGCAACCUAUCGAUUUGCUAUCCACCCAAGCAACUCAGCAGCUGCUCCAAACGGGCGUCUCGCUCAUUGUGGACGAUGGCAAAUCAACGCCAGAGGCAGCUGCAGCAGUGCCACGUAGACGACCGGGCGGCGGAGGAGCAGGUGCAGGUGGAGGCAAACGAAAGCGACGUCCGCAACUGCCGCUGGCCACGAUGGGUGCCAACGAGGAGGAGGGCGAGCCAAAUGGCGCCUAUUGGCGCGGCCAUGUGGAGGAUGCUGCAGCUGGUCGACGCAAACAGUUGCCCAUACGCGAGCCGAUGGCGGCGCUAGAAAGGGAGCGCGAGCGCCAGCGACUGCGUCAGACGGAGGCGCCCCCCUUGAGCGCCAGCAAAGCCUACCGUCGACCCUACGGCCAGGCCAAGAAACAAGACCAGGAGCAACAACAGCAGCAACAGCAACAGCAGCAGCAGCAACCAAUUGCUGCCACAGGCAAUAGCAAAACGUCUGUUGACCUGAAGAACAUCUUGAAGAACUCGGGCGGCCUCAGCCUCAGCGAGAUAUUGCAGCAGAAGAAUCUGUCGCUGGACGAUCUGCUCAAGGGCAAGCAGAAUGCGCUGCUGGCGCUGCAGACAACAGCGGUGGCGCCUGCUACCAGCCAGGAGGCCAAGACAGCAGCAGCAGCCAGUCACAGUAGCAACGGCAAUGGCAACGGCAACAAGCAUGGUGUCCGACGCAUACCCGCCGCGUUUCUGGCGCAGGAGGAGGAUCAACAGCAGCAGCAACAGCAGCAGCAGCAGCAGCUGGAGGAUUCGCGGGAGGAACUGUUCAAGCCCAAGCCGAAUAAGCUGCCGGCAUUGCAGCGUUUGAAGCUAUUUGGCAGCUCGUCGCGCGAAAGCAGCAGCACUCGACGCCUAAGCAGCAGCACAGCAGCAACAACUGUUGCUAGCAGCUCAACGACAACAACAACAACAACACGAUUGCCGCUUUACAAGAAACGACAGCAAAUGCGUUCCACACUAAAGCCGCACGGGUUGUUCAAAGCAACAACGAGCAGCACAACAACGCCAACAACAACAACAACAUCAGCAGCAGCCACAACAACAACAACUGCAGCAGCAGCAACAGCAGGCACAACAGAGCAAGCUGAGGACGAAUUGCUGUUGCUGGAAACAACAACAACAGCAACACCAACAGUUGCUGCAGCAGAUAUAUCUGAGGAAGAAAACAGCAGUGAAUUGUUAACAGCAACACGUUAUCGCAUACGCAACAGCAGCAACAACAGCAACAGCAACAACAACAGCGGCAACAGCAGAGAGCAAACGAAGCGAUUACGGGACAAUAUUAUUGGCAGCAAUCACGAUAGAAAUUCCGUGGAAGGCAUCGAAGAUGUGGAGUUGGAGUUGAACGAUAACAUCGUCAGCACAGCGGCAACAUACAACAGCAGCAGCAGCAGUAGCAGCAACAACAACAGCAGCGAGGAGCAACAGGAGGGCAACGAUGAGUUGGAGAACUUUUUCGAUGAAGUCGAAAGCAAUACGCAUCACAUACGCUUGCCAGCGCCGACAGCAACAGCGCGACCAACCAAGCAACACAUACGCACACAACAGCAGCAGCAGCAACAACAACAGCCGCUGCUGCUCGUCGAUGAUGUGGACGAUCGCACGGAUCUACUCGAACUAAUCGAAGAUCGACGGUCGGGCAAUCGUUUGUUCAAAGUGCUCGAGCAACGCAACAUGACGCUGGAGGAGCUGAUCGAGCAUCGUAAACGAGGCUCGAGUCAGCUGCACCUAUCCACGAUCCUCAGCUCGGGCAGUGAGCAGUCACGCUAUUAUCCCGGCCAGAAGGUGGUGCUGCAGGAUAAUAUGGAUAUUGUGACGGCAUUUGAGAAUUUUCCGCAUUUCAAUUUGAUCGACUUGAAGAGCGUGAAACCGGAUGAGAUUAAAACGGACUCGCAGGGCUCCAGCUAUUUCACAUCGAUUAUCGAUAUUGAGCCGAACAAUGAAAAUGGUGAUGAUGGUGCCAGCGAUGGCAUCGAUAACAAUCGCAAUCGAGGACCCGCCUAUGCCCAAACAUCCCUAUCAGCCACACCCACAGCACAGCAACAACAUCAGCAACCGCGCAGCGAAAAGUCGCUAAAUUUCUUUCCCUCGUGGAAAACCUUGGCGCUCGCCUCGCUGGCCACGGCUCGAGCUGGCGGCGUCAAUGCGGACGAUAAGCGGACCGCGUACUAUUUGCCGCCGCCACGCCUACUGCUGGACUCGCAGGAGCAGGACGAUAGCAGCAGCAGCAGCAACAGCAUGGACAUUGAUCUAAGUGUGAAUGCAUUUGGCGGCUCGAGCAGCGUCAAUGUGAGCAAACUGGCGCCCAGCGAGGACAACAGCGAUGUCAUCGAUACCAUUGAGAAUGAGGUGGCGCGGGCUCACGAUUUGCUCGACUUGGAGCUGUCCGGGCAUGGCUUCCGCCGUAGUCCGACAGCCGCGGCGACAACAAUGUCGCAGCAGCAUCUGAGCAGUCUCUAUGCGAGCAUGCCGGCGGGCAUACGAUCGGCGCUGGUGGCCAGUGCGGCCAUUGUGCUGACGUCGCUGGCGACGCUGAUGGUGAUCUUUGUGGUGUGCCGCUGGAAGCAGCAUCGGAAGCGCAAGUCGAGCUACCUGAAGACCUACAAUGCGAUGAAGAGUAAGCUGCCCCAGUUGGCACAGACGGCGAACGCCUCGCGUCGCUCCUCGCUGCGCCAGCACAUGGAGGAGCUGGUCAUCACCAGCAGCAGCGGCACCAACAGCAGCGGCAGCAACAACAGCAGCGAAAUGUGCCACAAGCCGCAAAAGGCUGCACUCGGCAUUGCCACAGUGUCGUGCAACACGCCCGUGCACCAUCAGUAUCAGCAUCAACAGCACUCACAUCAGCUGCAGCGCCAGAGCUCGUUGCUAUUCAGCCGCGAGGGCUGCUCCGUGACGACAGCAGCAGGAGCAGCAGCAGCAGCAACAUCAGCGGCGGCUGCAGCAACGGCCACAUCUGCUGGGGCGGCGGCCACAACAGCAACUGCCACCGCAACAGCAGCUGGGCGUGGCGUCAAUUCAUUGGCAUUAACACUGCGCAGCACGCAUCAGAAACUCAAUACCAUGGAUCCCAAUUCGCCCGAGGUGCAGGAAUACCUAUUCGAUACGUUGCGCAAAUCAUUCGAUAAUUAAUUUAGCACUAGACUCUAGAUAACAAAUACACACACACUCACACACCCCUAGAGAACCGUUGAUGGUAUUCGCUCCGUUUAGGCCAAGUUUUAUAUAAACUAUAAAUAUAUAAAUAUAUAUAUAUAUAUAUAUAUAUAUGAUAUAUAAACAUAAUCUAAAUAUACACGGAAAAUAUGCUAGUUUAUGAAUCUAAGAGAAAUGGAAUUUUUUUUUUGUGUAUGUUGCAAUUAAGAAUAGUAAGAGAAAAGAAACGAAGAAAGAAGAAGAAGAGGAACAAACUGUCGUUGCAUAUGGCUUAUAUGACACUGUCCUACAAAUUGUUUUUAAAAAAAGAUUCGAACAAAUUGAGAUGAAAAGUAAGUAAAAGACUGGAGAGAGAGAAGGAGGCAGUGCAUAGAGCGAGCAUAGGAGGGAGCAAGAUUGGAGUUUGAUUAAACUUCAGGUCCAAUCAAAUGAAGAAGAGCCCAAAGAAAAACUAACUGAGAAACGAAAUGAGAAAGGAAACCAGAAGCAAGAUACGAAAAUAAAUAGAGAAACGAAGCUAAAAGCAACAAGUUAAGGUAAAAACAAUAUCUCCAGUGAAGUAGAGAGAAAAGUUUGCUGCAAGGCCAAAAGGGGAAGGAAGAAACGUAAGUAAAUUAAGAAAUAGGGUAAGAUAAGUGAGAAACAAAGAGAUGAAAACCAGACGAGAGGUUGAAGACAAGUCAAGAAGUUCAAUCUACAAUCGUAAAGUGAGAAGUGAAGGGAGAAGCGAAAGAGGGAGCAAGAGAAAGAGGAAGAGAGAGAGAGAGGGAGAGGGAAAGAAUGCAAACAGAAACAAGCCAACAACUUAAGAAAUAAGCAUAGCAAAGCAAGAAAGAAGUUCAAGAAAAUACUUUGGCAGUGAGAAGCAAAAGCAAAUACAGCUCACUAGAUAUAGAGAAGUAAAGAAGAAGUGCGAGUAAUAGAAUAACAAGAAGAGUCUGUUCAAUCGCAGCAUCCGCUACAUCUCAUUUAUCGCGCCUGAAAGGGCAGAAACGAAAUGGAACGCCACCCUCAACUAAAAAAAAUAUCAGAUCCAAACGAACAAGGAGAAACAUGGGGCUUCUCUAAAAUAUGUAAAAAACAAAAAAAAAAAAAAAAAAAAAAAAAAAGUAAUAAAUAUAUUGUAUAACAACAAAUUCAGUGAAUGCAAUUUGUAGGCCUGUGUCAUAUUUAGCCUUAGGCACGUACUUAAAUAAAUAGUAUUUAAAUCUUAGACCUAAUUACAGUUCGAACUACAGCUAACCUAAAACAAAAAUCCAUUAAAUGUGAAAGUAGAAAAUGCAAAAACAUCUGAAAAGUCGAGUUAAGUGAUUCAAUAAAAACUGCGUUUCAGGGGCACAAAUAGAAUUUGAAGUGGGUUUCGCUAGAGCACAAGCAAAGGAGGAUAGAUAGUUAGAACGAAAGAGAGAGAGAGAGAGUAAGAGAGUAGGAACGGGAGGGGGCAAGAGCGAGAGGGCAAGCACCAAAAUAAAUGACGAAACAAAUUAUGCAAAAAUCUGUUGGAAAUCCCUAAAAAAAAAAUUUUAAAAACAAUGUUUGACGACAAUAAAUUUUUCCAUCGAUACGAAUCCCAACAAACUAAACCAAAUUCAUUGCUCUACAACAAAAACAACAACUAUACUAUAGCCAAACCCCAUGUGCACUAGACAAAGUUAGGCAAGCUGCCCAACACUGGCAAAUUAGAAUAACUGCAAAUAAAAUAAUAUAAAACAGAAUUUUGAAACACGAUUUCAUUUUUUGUGCCCACAAAAUACAAGAAAUCCAACUAAAUACAAAUACAAAUAUAUA
Drosophila mojavensis is the source of this 6131-nucleotide messenger RNA. Its product is annotated as serine-rich adhesin for platelets. The transcript has 5 exons. The coding region runs from base 801 to 4319 and encodes 1172 amino acids. The record is from RefSeq and is a predicted model, not a curated record. NCBI's taxonomy places the organism in Eukaryota, Metazoa, Arthropoda, Insecta, Diptera, Drosophilidae.